AUGAGACCUCCUAUUCCUGUUUUAUCCGAUUAUGGAAUCUCACCAGACCAUGGCUUCUUACCGGAUGUCUUACCUCUCACGAGGCUUCCAGACCCCUAUUAUAACAAAUGGGAGUCAAUUGGAGCCAACCUUCAGAAUUUGAUUCUAAGCAAACGUCUCCGAGGUGUUAUUGACCGUCUUCCCGUCCUCUCCACCAUUGGUCUGGAACAUGACGCAGAAUGGAGGAGAGCCUACAUGCUUCUUACUUUUUUCGCUCAUGGGUACAUUUGGGGAGGUGACACUCCCUGCGAUCGGGUACCACCGAGCAUUUCCGCUCCGCUGCUGCAGAUUUGUGAGCACCUUGAGGUUCCACCAGUAUCCACUUACGCGGCCUCCGUGUUGUGGAACUUCAAGCCACUCUUUGUUGAUGAGGAUAUUGACGAUCUCGAUAAUCUCGCCACAUUGGUUACUUUCACUGGAUCGCUAGAUGAGUCUUGGUUCUACCUAGUCUCGGUCGCCAUCGAGGCUCGCGGUGGACCCAUCAUCCCUUUAAUGUUGACGGCCGUUGCCGCCGCUCGACAAGGCGAUAGUGCAACCGUGACACGUUGCCUACGCGCCUUUGCUGAGCGCCUCGACGACCUCGGUGAAUUAUUGCGCCGGAUGCAUGAGAGCUGUGACCCUGGAUUCUUCUAUCGUCGUAUUCGUACUUUCCUUGCUGGAAGUAAGAAUAUGGCCGAAGCUGGCUUGCCAAAUGGUGUCGUUUAUGAUGAUGGUUCGGGCAAGUCCCAAUACGUUCAGUAUAGUGGACCCAGCAACGCUCAAAGUAGUCUCAUUCAGUUCUUUGACGUCAUUCUAGGCGUUGAGCAUCGACCCACUGGUGAGAAGGCAGACCCUUCGUCUGAGUCGGAGCGUGAGGGACGCAGUCGGGUUCCGAAACACAACUUUAUUCGGGAUAUGCGACGUUACAUGCCUGGACCACAUGCGCGUUUCCUGAAUGACGUCGGAGCCGUGGCUAAUAUCCGCGAAUUCGUCGAAAGUCGUGCCGCUACCGACCGCUCUCUGAGUAUCGCAUACGACGCGUGCCUUGCUAUGCUCCGCGCGUUCCGUGAUAUUCAUAUUGCUAUUGUCACUCGCUACAUCAUCUUACCCUCUCGGGAGAAUCGAGCACGUAGCCGUUCUCGUAGCCCCGAAGCUGUCAAGAAUCGACAAAAUCUAGCGACCGCGUCCCAAAAUGAGAAGCAUAAGAAGGUGAAGGGUACCGGUGGAACCGCCUUAAUCCCAUUUCUCAAGCAGGCUCGUGAUGAGACUGGCGAACCGUCGGUGGAAACUUGGGCCAAGCGAUUUAUGAGUCGACAGACUAAAGUUUCUGGUCAAGGUGACUUCUUCCUUGGGAAAGAUGAGAAGUCGGAUAUGUUGGAUGAACCGGUCAUUGAGCACGGCCUUGCAGGAACUUGGACGAUGGAUGAUGAGUAUGGUGGUAUUUGCAAUUACUGA
Hypoxylon trugodes is the source of this 1473-nucleotide messenger RNA. RefSeq names its product Indoleamine 2,3-dioxygenase. The record is from RefSeq and is a predicted model, not a curated record. Gene Ontology annotation, biological process: 'de novo' NAD+ biosynthetic process from L-tryptophan. Gene Ontology annotation, molecular function: indoleamine 2,3-dioxygenase activity; heme binding; metal ion binding. The transcript has a single exon. The coding region runs from base 1 to 1473 and encodes 490 amino acids. Gene Ontology annotation, cellular component: cytoplasm. Lineage: Eukaryota; Fungi; Ascomycota; Sordariomycetes; Xylariales; Hypoxylaceae.